GUUCCAAUACAAAUUACAUUGUUCACACUUCAAAGUGACCGUUUGCAAAUCAUAAUAUAUGAAAUGGAAGAUUAUAUUCAGCAAGCAAAAUCAGAAGAGAGGAACACCUUUCAGCGAUAUAUCAACAAAUGCAAAUUAGUUUACGGUACGACAAUGUGUUUUAUAACCGUGACAGCUAUAAUAGUGUCGUUCGGACCAUUAUUCUUAGCUCAACCCUUUCCAAUCGAAGUUGAGUAUCCAUUCGAUGUGAACAAACAACCACUGAGAACUAUUAUUUACUUGCAUCAUAUGAUGAUUAUAUACCAAAGUUGUGUUCAAGUAUGUAGUAACGUCUUCGUAGCUCUUCUGCUUUGGUUCACAGCAGCAAGAUUCGAGAUUCUAUCCCAUAAAUUUCAGAAAAUUACAAGCAUCUCAGAAUUUACAAUCUGUAUACAGCUGCAUCAACAGCUAUUACGAUAUGCAAAAGAUGUUACUAUGACAAUUCAAUACGUAGUGUUGUCAACGAUAGGAUUUUGUACCAUAGGAGUGGUAUUUAGCGGUUUGACUUUUUUGAGCAAACAACCAUUAACUGUAAAAACCCAAUUUUUUGGCGUUGCUGCAUCCGCAAUUGUAGAGGUUUUUAUCUGCGCAUGGCCAGCUGAUUAUUUAUUGCACACGAGCAAUGACAUUGGUUAUGCUGGAUAUGAAUCGUCGUGGUACAAUAAAGAUAUAUCUUUACAGAAGAAUUUGUUAUAUACUGUGUCGAGAUGUCAACAUCCUAUAACUCUAACUGUGCCAUGUCUGCUACCGACUCUUUCACUUAAUUAUUAUGCUUCUUUUUUAUCAACUACGUUUUCCUAUUUGACAACAUUUCGAGCAAUGCUUGCUAAAAAAGAUGAACUGCAAUAAUAUAAUCUACUGGUAGAGCGAGAUAAUUCCGUCAAUUUCAACUUUAAAGUAAUGUGCAAGUUUAUAAUGAUAAACAUUUCUCUCUUUGUUGAUACAGUCCUCGUAAAAGUUUACCACGCUUCACAAGUACCUCUAAGGAUUUCCUAAAAUUACUUUAAAAUAAUAAUCACAAAAAUUUUU
Messenger RNA from Acromyrmex echinatior (Panamanian leafcutter ant), 1068 nucleotides. RefSeq lists its product as uncharacterized. Gene Ontology annotation, biological process: detection of chemical stimulus involved in sensory perception of smell; sensory perception of smell. Gene Ontology annotation, molecular function: odorant binding; olfactory receptor activity. Gene Ontology annotation, cellular component: plasma membrane. The record is from RefSeq and is a predicted model, not a curated record. Lineage: Eukaryota; Metazoa; Arthropoda; Insecta; Hymenoptera; Formicidae.